Larimichthys crocea (large yellow croaker) is the source of this 1966-nucleotide messenger RNA. It is a transcript of the gene cacng6b, whose product is annotated as calcium channel, voltage-dependent, gamma subunit 6b. The coding region runs from base 450 to 1247 and encodes 265 amino acids. The record is from RefSeq and is a predicted model, not a curated record. Gene Ontology annotation, biological process: regulation of calcium ion transmembrane transport via high voltage-gated calcium channel. The transcript is spliced from 5 exons. Gene Ontology annotation, cellular component: L-type voltage-gated calcium channel complex; membrane. Lineage: Eukaryota; Metazoa; Chordata; Actinopteri; Sciaenidae. Gene Ontology annotation, molecular function: calcium channel regulator activity.
CUAACUCUCCCAUCACCACUCACCCCCUCUAUUAAGUUUCAAGCGUCUCUUACUCCUGAACUGAACAACACACACCAAACAGGACUGGACGGAAAACAGACACCGGCUCUCCUGGUCCUUGCCUCAGUCUCCUCCCAUUUUUAUAAUUUCCUCACUUCAUCCGCCCCCUACUUCAUUUUAGCUCUAUUCAAACCGCUUCCCAUCUUAUGUCAUUGUUCAGCCCACUUAUUUUUACUUGAUCUUUUGUUCACUGACUGCUUUUGCUCAGUUUGUCCAUCCAUCACAGGACAGCUGAGAGCUGCGUCUCCUCUUUUUUUUAAUAUACUGUUUUAAAACGUCCAAACCUCUGCCCAAUUACUUCUCACUUAACCUUCCUUCCAUCUUUUCAGCUAUUACUUGCUCCUAUAAUCUUAAACCUAAGUGCCCCAUUCUGGCCAGUUGAGAUCAGUAUGUGGUCCAACUACUUUGUACAGCAGGAUGAGGAGGGUCGCAUUGGGGUGGCAGGAGCUGGACAAGCUGGGGGUCUGGGUGGAAUGAAAGGUGGAAGGGGACAGAGGAGGAUCCCCAAAAUGAGUGACAGCCAGGAGGGGAAGAUCAAGCUGGCCUUUUUUGUUGCUAUCAUUGGUGUGACCCUGACGGUGUUGGGCAUGGGGACAGAGUUUUGGGUGGAGCUGGCCCAACCAAAGAAUUUCAGCGGCAACCAGACCUGCCAGAUGGCCCAUUAUGGCCUGUGGAAGGGCUGCAUCCGCACCCUAUGGGUGGCUGACAUAGACCCAGAGAGAACAAGCUGUGGCCCCGCUGAACUACCUGGAGAAUCCAACUGCACCUACUUCAAAUUCUUCACCUCUGGGGAGAAUGCAGUCAUAUUCAAGAAGACGACUAACAAAAAUCUGAAUUUAGCAGCAGCUAUCUUGGCCCUCCUGAGUCUCACCAUGAUGGCGAUGGGCUCCAUCUGUAUUGGCAUGUCCCUCAGCAAAGGAGUGCCCUUCUUUCUCAAGCCAGCCUCCUUCUGUUUCAUCCUAUCAGGUGUACUGGUCCUUCUCUCUGUCCUGAUAUUCCACCAGUCUGUGCUGGCCUUGCUGUCCAGUGACCACUCCAUACCUUUACACCAUGAGCUGUCCUGGUCCGUGGCCUGUGUGGGCUCAGCGGGAGCCAUUCUUAUUCUCGGAGGUGUUCUCUUCAUCAUCCUCUCCCUUCCUUUCAGCCCCUGGCAGAAAUGCUUGCCACACAAGAACAGCACCACCUAGCAUUUGGAAAUAUAGACACAGUAUUGUUCAUGUCUUGUUUCAGAGGAAGUGGAAAAGUCAUUUUUCUGAGGACUGUGACUUUGCUUGCUCUUGGUAUUUAAUUUGUCAGAAAAGUCAUACUAGGUCUUAAUAAAUGUAUGAAGAGAAGUCAGCCACACAUGAGUAAGGCCUCCAGAAUUUGGUUUUCAAAAAUUUGUUUUAGCUUUUUAAGUAGAAAAUAGAUGAAAGGAGCAAGAGGGCUACUGCUGACCGUUUAAUCGUCUAGCUAUGUGUUGUGUUUACUCAAAUAAGUGUCACAAAUAGGCUUGUUAGCCUGCCAAUAGCUGUACAGCAACACAUAAAUCUAGUCUUCCUGCUAGCAUAAGGAGAAUAAAUAAAAACUUUUUACAUACUCAGACACUUUUCUAUUUUAAAACUUUUUGUAGUCUGUUUAAUAUGGAAGCCCAUUUCUGCUAAACAUUUGACCAUGGUUAGGUUCAGAGUUAUCAAUAAGUCCUCCGUCCAUCCCUCUAGAAUAACACUUGGAAGUGGUAUGUGCCUCAGUGAAGUGCAGUCAAUGCUGAAGUGCCAAAAACUGCAGUUCCUCAAACGUCCAUGGCUACAGAACAGGUCAAUCUCCAUAAUCCCCCCAAAGUUAAAAUGUCCAACUUCACAGCAGAAAUAAACGUGUUUACAGCCUGGUACAAAAAACAGUUUUGGUCUCUAUAGCUAGUUUCCCU